GGUAAGAAACAAAUGCAUGAACUUAAAUUAAUAGACAGUAGUAGAAUUGGUAUCAACAAAAAAGAGUAUGGGCCUAUAAGUAAAAGUAAAAAAUGAAAGGCAGAGAAAAGCGAAAGAAAAAUGAAAGGCAGAGAAAAGCGAAUAGAAAUAAAAGAAAAUUAAAGGGAUAAUAAGUAGUAGAAGUGGGAGAGAGAGAGAGAAGGACACUUCGCCUUCCUCUCUUGACUCUCUUCAAGUCUUGGCUAGCUAGCUGGACUUCAACCCAUUACUACUUUUCUAAUCUCUUGACUGGCGGCAUGCCACUCUCUCUCUCUCUCUCUCAAACACACACACACACACACAAGCACACACAGCUUUACUACUUUUCUAAUCUCUUGACUGGCGGCAUGCCACCCUCUCUCUCUCUCUCUCUCUCUCUCUCUCUCACGCACACACACCUUUACUACUUUUCAAGUUCCUAUUUUCCCAAACAUCUCUCUAUACUUCUUUAUCUCUGUCUUUAUUUGGGGUCUUCCUGGCCUCUUGUCUGGUGGGCAUCUUCUCUCAUGCCAUGAAAUUAAUUCAAGUGACUCAAUAUGUAUAUUCUAGAGAUCGACAUGGUCAGACCUUUCCCAUUAUAAAACCAACCAAGUCAAUUUAAUUUAUUAGCUUCCAAGACUACCCUCCUCCCCAUCACUCUAGUUCAUUGUAACCAGAGCGUACGUGUCCGUAUAAUAUGGCUUAUUUAUUUAUUUAGUUGAGAAAAAGGCAAAACUACCAAUACCAUGACCUAGCAGGCUAGCACCUACUACUAAAGAGAGAUGAGCGGAUAUAUAUAUAUAUAGUGAUCCAAAUAUAUAAAGGGUUCUCUCUCUCAUUUAUCUGCAGCUACUUCUUCAUAUGUGUCAUAUGGAGUCCAUUUUCCUACUUGAUGAAAGAGCUCGCGCCAACCUUUUCCACCACAUUCUGCACUCUUUUGCCUCCUCCACUACUAGUUAUAUUUGCCUAUGGUCCUAUUUGCAGCCAUCCAACUGUUUACUGUUCAUGGAUGGACUCUACCAUGAAGAAAACAUACAACCCGGCUUUUCUUCUCCAGCUCGGAGCCUUUUUGAUCAAUAUCGACAGUCGAUAUUCACUGUUAAUGGGCGUGUUCCAGGACUUGCUUUCAAGAAUAGUCUUCCCUACAUUGAGAUAAAGGAGGUGGACCUUCUAAGCCGAGCAUCCAUUGAAUCACAGUUGCAAUUUUAUCAGGAGGCUAGGAUCAAGACUGCAAUAUUUAUGGGAUGCAAGACCGGAGAGAUAGAGAUAGGCAUGUCCAAUGGCACCCGGGUUAACAUGGGAGAGGAGAUGAAGAAGUGGUUUGUGGAAGAUUUAUCUGGACAACCAUUGCUUAGAGAGGUUCCUCUACUUCCAAUCAGUCAAACCCGGCCCUCGUCAUCUUCAUCUUCAAUGAGAUCAGCACCGUCCAUGGAUAGCACCGAGUGCUCUCCUUUUCUAUACACCACCAGUACUCCAAACACUAGCUACCCACAAGAAGCCCCCAUUGAGCAAGCAUUGGGACCAUUUAUAUCAACCACAACUACUACGAGUCCACACAGUCAAGCCAUUCAAGCCUUGAGCCAAAUCCGAGGCACUAAUCAAUUCCUAACAAUAGAGAGCGAAGAUGCUGCAAUGACAAAGGCCAUUCUUGCUGUUAUAUCUUCUCCUUCUUCAUCGUCUUCUUCUUCAUCACAUCGAAGUGCAUUUCGGAAUUAUAGAUCAGUUUUAGCCCCCUCCUCCUCGACUACUACUCAAUUGACAACCAAACUUCAAAAACAAAAUAUGUUGAAACGAUCAAUCAAGUUCUUUAGAAGCUUAAGCUUAGUUAUGCAAAACCAAGAACAAGGAAGCCGCCCCCCGAGCUCUCAGUUGCACCAUAUGAUCUCUGAGCGGAGAAGGCGAGAAAAACUCAACGAAAGCUUUCAAGCAUUGAGAUCACUACUUCCUCCAGGAUCUAAGAAAGACAAGUCCUCGGUGCUUACUAGCACAAUGGAGUAUGUGAGUUGUUUGAAAGCUCAAGUUGCAGAGCUUGCUCGACGAAACCAGCUGUUGGAGGCACAGUUUUUUCCUGCAAAAGAAGGUGAUCAUAGAGAAGUGAUCAAUGGCUACUCAAAUGUAAGAUUAGAUGUUCAGGUUACAAACAUAGCUGAAUCCACAUCAGAAGACAGAUUGGUGGACUUGAGAGUGAUUGUAAGAGGAGAAUGUGAUUUGUUGGAUUUUGUGAUUCGCAUACUCGACUUCUUGAAGCUCGUCAAGAAUGUUAGUUUGAUGUCUGCAGAAGCCGAAACCAGGAUUGUAGAAUCCAGCCCUAUCAAGCGGGUGAUUUUGAAAUUGAAAAUUGAGGGAAGUGAUUGGGACGAGCCCGCCUUCCAAGAAGCCAUAAGAAGAGUUGUUGCUGACCUGGCACAGUAACAGUGGGGCCAAUGCAUUUUCUGACAUGUGAAUACAUUAGGGGUAAAAAUCUCAUGGUGCAGCACCUCAUCGCUGCUGAUGGUGGUUCACUAUUUUUGUAUCGACGAUUAUAGAAUAAUCACACUGUGGAAGAGUUUCAAUACUUAGGUGCCUGUUUUGCAAAAUUUUGGUAGCCAUAUAUAUAUUUAACACCAAUGCCCACAAUACAAAAAUAUAUGAUCCCUUUUGGUGAUUGAGAAAUCCACCAAUUCGGGGGUGAAUUACCAUCAUCCAUCAUAGUAUGCCGCUGCACCCUUGAUCAUAUAAUUCUUGGACUUUAUGUGUCGCCCUUAUUGACUGCCUAUUCAAACGUAGACUAACAGAUUAAGAUUUGAUGGACUGAUUCAAAGCUGGUCCAACUUCAAAAAAAACAAAA
Molecule: messenger RNA, 2845 nt
Organism: Cornus florida
Lineage: Eukaryota; Viridiplantae; Streptophyta; Magnoliopsida; Cornales; Cornaceae
Product: putative transcription factor bHLH041
Exons: 8
Coding region: 880-2430 (516 amino acids)
Molecular function (GO): protein dimerization activity
Source: RefSeq, a predicted model, not a curated record